AUGGAAUCUUGCGAUAUAAGCCUCAAGGAAGUGAGUUCCUCGCUUCCUUCUGAUAAGGCGCUUGAUCGUUUGAACAACUGUUCUAACACCGGAAUACGCACAUGUAAUGGUCUGGUUGAGCCAGCUAAUUACCACACUGAUACCGGAAGAUUCCGGGAGGGAAAUGAGUUCCAGACUGUCACGGUUAGCUCCGGGCAUGGAUGUGUUCAUAAAAUUGUUCAUCGAAUUGGAGAGCGUUUGAGGCCUUUGAUGCCCAUUCCAACACCGGCUCGUGAUUACCCGUUUAAACUAGAUCCUUUCCAAGAACAAGCGAUUCUCUGCAUCGAAAAUGAACGCUCCGUUCUAGUCUCCGCCCACACAUCAGCUGGUAAAACUGUUGUUGCCGAAUACGCGGUGGCUCGGAGCCUACGUGCAAAUCGCCGUGUGAUCUAUACGACACCCAUCAAGGCAUUGAGCAAUCAGAAGUUCAAAGAAUUUGCGGAUGAGUUUACAGAUGUUGGGCUAAUGACUGGUGACGUGACAGUUAAUCCGGAAGCCACGGUUUUGGUCAUGACCACGGAAGUUCUGCGAUUAAUGCUCUACCGCGGGUUUGAUAUCACUCGAAAAGUCGGUUGGGUGAUCUUUGAUGAAGUCCACUACCUUCGAGACAAAGAACGUGGUGUAGUAUGGGAAGAAACUAUAAUCUUACUUCCAGAUAACGUCGGCCUUGUGUUUCUUAGCGCCACUAUCCCCAACGCCAUACAGUUCGCUGAGUGGAUCGUCUCCUUACAUCAUCGCCCUUGUCAUGUAGUGAACACUGAUAUUCGACCUGUUCCGUUGGAGCAUUAUGUGUUUCCCUGCGGUGGAGAUGGCAUUCACCUCGUCGUCAACCAGAAGUGCGAAUUCCUUGAAGCCAACUUCAACGCAGCAUUGAAUGUUUUACGCACAUGCACUUCGAAAUCCGCGACUAACUCCAAGAUGCUUGGACGCCGCCCCGGCUACAUGUGUACUCAGCCUUACUGUGCCGAUUUGGUGAAAAUUCUAAUGAACCAAAACCUGGGUCCCCUGAUCAUAUUCUCGUUCAGCAGAGAUGAAUGUGAGAAUUUAUUCACCAGCAUGAACGGAUUUAACCUUAACACAGCUGAAGAAAGCGCCAAGGUAGACUCGGUGUUUAACAAUGCAAUUAGCAAUCUAUCCGAUGAGGACAAGCAGUUGCCACAAUUUCAGCGUUUGCUCCCCUCACUGCGUCGUGGUAUUGGAACUCAUCACAGUGGCUUGCUACCAAUUUUGAGGGAGAUAGUGGAAAUUCUCUUCUCUAAUGGCUUUAUCAAAAUUCUCUACGCGACCGAAACAUUCGCCAUGGGUUUAAACAUGCCCGCGAGAACUGUGGUGUUUACGAACACACGCAAAUUUGAUGGUCGUGUGUUUCGCACCAUAUCCACUGGAGAGUACGUGCAAAUGUCAGGUAGAGCCGGGCGUCGUGGCAAAGACGAUCGUGGUGCCGUGAUUAUCAUGCUAGAUAGUAGUGCUUCACCGUACGAAACGAAGCAGCUACUGUUGAGUCAACCCGAGCGUUUGAAUUCUUCUUUCUUCACAACAAACAAUAUGGUGUUGAAUUUUCUGCAAAUGAAGAACACCAGUCCAGAGAUGUUACUGGAAAAAAGCUUCUAUCAGUUCCAGACUCGCUGGCUCGAGAAGCGCAUCCGCAUGCUGGAAGAGGAGGCACGGGCUAGUCAAUUGCCUCCUGAAGUUGAAUUGGAUCAGUUGCGCUCUUGUAUAGAACUGCGUAAAGCAUUGGCAUCUGCACAACGGGAACAGUGGUCGCUGGUGAUGAAGGCCAACUGCAUUGCCUCGUUUUUGAAACCGGGACGGGUUGUGCAUGUUCGUGCACUGAACGAUACCGAUUAUGGAUGGGGAGUGGUGAUUAAUUUCAAUCAAAUACAUACGCAGAAUUCGGAUAAGCUCGCCGAAUCAACUGAGGGCUCGACCGUCAUGGUAGAAUGCCUUCUCCAAGUGUGCUCGAUGAUCCCGUUUCACAACAUUAAUCAUCUUGAUUCUCACAAGGACGACAGACCAAUCCCUUUGGCUAUGGUGGAACCAAUUAUUCCAAAUUUCAAGAUCUCUGAAAAUGACUCUCUGCACAGUAAGGUUAACGCGAUACGCCUGAUUUCAGUUCCAAUCUCCUGCUUGGCUGGGCUGUCCAGCGUGUGCUUGCCAGUCUCAAAUAUCCUCGGUCACCCCGGCAAGGGCGCCCCACAACCCGACUGUGUGCUCAGAUGUAUUUGGGAAGAACUAGAUCAGGCGAAGAAAAAACACAGUGGCUGCUUCCCCCUGUUGGAUCCUGUGGAAGACAUGCGAAUCGAUGACGAACGGUUAGCUAACUACAAAGAAACCAUUCUCAUGUUAGAGCUGCAACUCGCUCUUCAGCCGCUGAUGAGCCGUUCGGAUAUCGACCAUUUACUGAACCUUCACAUCCGUCGCCCUAUGGUGCUGCGCGACCUGGACAUUUUUCGAACGCGGCUGAAAAACAGGAAUACUUUGUUCCACUCGAAUGAACUGUAUAUUCGGAAGCAUCUACUCCGAACUCUGGGUUUCCUUUCACAUGAUGAUGUGGUCACAUUCAAAGGCCAAAUCGCGUGUACAAUCUUAUCGGGAGAUGAUCUUCUAUUGACGGAAUUGAUUCUGGAUGGGUUGUUCUCUCCUCUCACACCUGUGCAACUUGCCAGCGUGAUGUCAUGCUUUGUCAGCGGGCGAUCCCCGGUCAGGAAACCAAUUGCCCCCCUGGGCACCGAUUUUGAACAGGCGCUAAAUGCCAUUCAUACCAAAGCUCGGUUCUUAGCACGCGCCGCCACCGAAAGCCGCCUUCGGUACUUACAGUCAGAUGAAAACGAGAAUCUCAAUACAUCUUUGUCCGGUGCUCCUCCUAAUCACUGUACUGACAUGUUGGACAACGAACAAGUCUAUGUACGUCGGUUCACAGGAGGACUCAUGGAAGUGGUGCGCGCAUGGGCUGAAGGAGUCAGCUUUGCUCGUCUAUGUGAGCUUACGUCGGCAUUCGAGGGCGCCUUGAUUCGCUGCAUGCGACGCUUGGAUCAAUUACUGCGCGAAAUGUACGAUGCAGCCAAAAAAGCUGGUGACUCGGAGUUAGAAAAAAAAUCCCUAGAAGCCUUGGAUCUCAUUAGACGAGACAUCGUUUUUGCAUCGAGCCUUUACCUGUGA
Molecule: messenger RNA, 3198 nt
Organism: Dicrocoelium dendriticum
Lineage: Eukaryota; Metazoa; Platyhelminthes; Trematoda; Plagiorchiida; Dicrocoeliidae
Source: the annotation of a GenBank genome assembly